AACUGAUUUACCGUGGUGGUAACACUUUCACUUUCUCUUCUGCCUCGGCUGCGAAAACGCAACGAGCCAGGUUAAAACCUCACUUCGUACCGUAACAUGUUCACUUCGUUGGCGCGAGACGGACCCGAAAAAGGGGACAGCGCGCGCGCGCGCACUUCCUUGGGGGUCUUUUCCAUCUGGAAGCUCGUUUGUUCCGCGAUGUCUGUACUGCGCCGACAAACACUGUGCGCUGCAGUGACGUCAUCGCGGAUCCUGUUACAAAGAGACGCAAUUCGCUACAUAAUUACUGUAGUAAUAAAGGAGGCUGUCGUCGGUCGGAGGUUCCAGGUUAUCGUGAAGAAAGUGAUGGAAAUACCACGGUGGUACCAGGAGAUCUGUCGGAAAACCGUGCACGAUGACCGUUUGCCCUUUGGGAUGGAAGUGGUGGUCGCCGUAUGCCUGAAACCAAGGAGAGAAGCUCCGCGCCUUGAAAGACGACUGAGGUUCAAGCCUCGAUGACACAGCUGCCCUCAGAUAUCCACACCACGGCAAACGCAGCACACACCCAGCAGCGGGCGUCAAAUGUCCUGGAGAAUCAGGAGCUCGACUCGACUCUUCAUGUGUGCAUUGACAGAGGGACGGAGCACGCAGAGGACGUGACCGCUCAAGGCUCUCGGGAAGACGCGGGGUCGUAGAAGGGUGUGCUGAAGGUAGGGAGAGAGCAGAGCAGGCUUGACCGAGAGAAGGAAGCCCAGCUUCACAAGGAGCAGGUGUCUAGAGAACAUCUUCCUCCUUCAGGAACGGAGCCAGCCCUGGAGACACGGCAGCUCUUCUAUCCAAAGCUGUUUCUCGGCAAUGAUCAAUGAAACGUUUCCAGCGUGGGCAACGUCUUUACAGCCAAGCAGCUCCGACUGAAAUUUGGUCAGGAGGAGGAGGGCGCUUCCAAUUCCAUAGCCUCAGAGAUGGAAGAUGGACAACAGAGGAGGAGGCUUCCGGUGGAUGAGAUGCUCGAAAUGGGCAUCCCUCGCAAGGCAAGGACAAGAAAGGAGGUCAAACUAGCGCCCCGUUUCAGGGAAAACAGCUUCCAGACCACUGGAGGUCAUGUGCUGGAGAGCACAUUUCACAACCUGGUUAUAUCUAAGGGCCACGUGGAAAAAGUCCCUUCCCCUAGAGCCCCGGAAGUAUCUGGCAACACACAGAUGGAUCACGCAGGUAACGGACCAUUAUUAGAUUGCACACAGGCUUUGGGUUCAAGCAAUGGGGGUACAGGAAUUGACAGAUCUAGCAUGAGGCAGCUCCAGGAUUUAAGUUCACUCAAGAGAGGACGAGACCUGACAGCGGACCCAUUGCCUCCCUCGUCCCUGCGCAAUGAUCCACCCCUGACUUUGAGACACAGCAACUCUUUCCCAUCAACUGAAAAUCCCUCUUCUGCAAAACCCCAAAGUACCAUCUGCCACAAGGACCUGUUAGGAAGCAAGGACGUCCGAAAUACAACCCUUCGCAAAACAGCGUCUAGGGCUCAACCCGGAUUGAGAAGAGCUAGAGGCUUCUCCGCUGAGGUGAAUCCCAGAGAGGACGAAGAAGAAGAUGAUCUGGAGACAGCAGGAAAAAGAACCAGAACCAGCAUCCUGAGCAACAGUGUGGAGGUCGGGGAUGUCUACACAGCAGAGGUUUUUCUACCUACAGAUUUGUGGGAUUGCAUAAAAAGGUCCUAUGGGACCGACCUGAACGAGGUAACUGCAGGUCUGAAGUUGGAGAAGAGAGAGUCAGGGACGCAAGUGUUUCUCCUGGUGCGUGGGAAUAACCCAGCCCGUGUGGACACCUGGCAGCAGAAGUUGAAGAUGUUGGUCAAGAUGGUCACCACACACUUGCAGACGCGACCCAUCGUCCAUGAUAUCUGUGCACCACGACCAGGAAGGACGUACUUUUAAGCUGGACAACCGGAAAAUCCUGUCUCAAGCAGAUACAAAGCACUCGAGAGAGUUCCUCGAGGCCUGGUACUCUUGAACAAACUCAGUAAACAAGCAUGUCGAUCUGGACCCCAUCUAUGAGUCUGUAUCACACAAGGACCAAUGUGAACCAAAAACUAAACUGGUAGGGUUUAACCAGGUUAAUAAAUCAGGCUAAUUAGGUUAAAUCAGGCUUAGAACCAGUUACAGUUAUGGUGAUCAACCAACCAGAAAGUUGAAUGAGAUCCAAUGGUCAAGGUCACCUCAGAUCAGCCAAUCAAAUUGAAGCCAAGGAAGUUUCCAGCUUCCAGACCCAAUAUAAAGACUGACAUUCAAAGCUGCAUUCUACCCAUUGAGUGCUGAUGAUGAAAUGGUUGUAGUCUGAAUGCCAAGCUUGACAAACACCUUGCAGAAAAUCUCUUGACAAGAGAUACUGACCAACUGUUGAUCCAUAUCCUUAUUCUACGAAGACCUGUGUUGGUGUUGGGGUCACCAAAGUGUUGUACUUUGCACCAGCAGUUUAGAAAAAAACACCAAGAAGUGUGAAUGAAGGAUGAGAUUGUUACGAGGAUGACGUUUGGAGGAGGAAAGCUCCCGAGAUGGGGGCUCACGGAGCAGGUCGGCUGAAAUGGCGCAUCCCAGAUGCAGCUGGAGGAGUUGGAACAAUAAGUUGCUACCCCCAGUGCUGUCCAGUGUUCAGAAGGUAGAAGAGACCACAACCAAACACCAAGGGACUUAAAGUAACAUCCCAAGAAAAGAAGCAGCCGUCGUUCGUUCCUGGACAACAAGGAGAGGGAAGAUGUUCAUCCAACGAGGUGUCACAGUCCAACAGGUGGAGGAAUUGACGUGUGUAUGUGUGUCUGGGACUAAGGAGAAUUGCAGAAGCCUACAAGAUGCGUUUCUCUUUAUGAGAUGUUUCACAACUCGCCUGCCAGAGGACUUUUGCCGAAACACAACAACUGAAAAGGUCCAAGAGAUACCUUUGGAUACACUGAGGAACCCUUCAGCUAAUCUGGCAACACUAGGCACGUGACCCUGAAGACUUCCUUCAAGGUUUUGAUGUAUGGAUGAGUGACCCAUUGUAAGUAGUGUAAGUCACCACGGUGAAUAAGGUGUGUGGGCUGUUCCCUACAAGCAUAGCAGUAAAGGAAGGCCUUGUCGCCUUACGGUUACAAUAUAAGCGUGAGAAGGGGCCCGACUGUGGUAUCAUUAAGUGCUACUGUGCACUGGAACUGCUGCAGCGAGAACGUCCGGGGUAUGAAUGCGCUGAGCAUAAAUACGUGUUCAUCUGUGUCAAUAAAAGUACUUUAUUUGCUUUCUUUGCGAGAUGGAACGAUACUUUUGUAUCAAGUAAUGGAUUACACGCUCAUUUUAAUGCUCUACACAUUCAUUCAUCACCCCCUUAAGUGCUAUUACACUCUAAAUGUCAGAUAUGAGGACUCUACAUUUAGAUUUAUGGCUACGAUUGACCGUUAGUUGGUAAUUAAGCCGACAGAGUGCUUUCAAAGUGCUCAAAGCAUCCGGUUUUUCAGCUCCUAGCUGGGUUCCGAUGCCCCAAAGAGGCUUCUCUCGUCACUUUUCCCGGCAACCGCACCCAACCACAGCUUUUUCGAUCCAUAGGAGUCCCUGCACAUGCUAGCGGGAGCUGAAGUAACAUAAGGCCUUGUUCAGCGUUGCAGCCAGUAGCAGUGUAAGGGAUACCGGGAAAAAGACCUGCCAGCAGCGGUUUGGGAUCCGUGCCCUGAAAAGAUGCGCACCAAACGGGCCUUGCAAUACCGCAUUUGGCCACAAGGAUCACUGUGCGCCUAUGAGGAGACCCAGCGAAACGUCAGAUUCACGCAGCGCCUGUCCCAGCCGUCCUCCGUUACUCACGGGCAGCGAUUGCAAACUUUUCGAAAUGCAGGAGCAGCUGCUCAGAUUCCUGCUAUGUCAGCUGAUUUUCCACCGAAGCCUCUUGGGACGGACGGACGUACAACCAUGACGUCAAGGAAUCGCGAGAGGCCUCGGAUCAGAUUGGCAUAA
Scleropages formosus (Asian bonytongue) is the source of this 3950-nucleotide messenger RNA. RefSeq lists its product as uncharacterized. Lineage: Eukaryota; Metazoa; Chordata; Actinopteri; Osteoglossiformes; Osteoglossidae. The transcript is spliced from 2 exons. The coding region runs from base 942 to 1910 and encodes 322 amino acids. The record is from RefSeq and is a predicted model, not a curated record.